This is a messenger RNA of Protomyces lactucae-debilis, 1046 nucleotides long. Its product is annotated as S-adenosyl-L-methionine-dependent methyltransferase. Gene Ontology annotation, molecular function: tRNA (cytidine-N3)-methyltransferase activity. The transcript has a single exon. The record is from RefSeq and is a predicted model, not a curated record. Lineage: Eukaryota; Fungi; Ascomycota; Taphrinomycetes; Taphrinales; Protomycetaceae. Bases 75 to 959 code for a protein of 294 amino acids.
CUGCUAUCGCUACCACUAUAACUGCUGCUGCUUCCACUGCUUAGCUUCGCUUAGACUUUACUGCUGCCUGCUAUAUGCUAGGUACAUUCGGAACGAGACUGCUGACUGAUGCAUCCAAAGUACUAGAGCACAAUGCUUGGGACCACGUUGAGUGGGAUGAAGCUCACCUAGCUCAUGCAGAAGCGCAAGUUGCCUUCCAGCAGGCUCAUCCAGUCUCUGAUCCGCUCUUAUACAAUGACGACAAGGCUGCAAGUCACUGGGAUACUUUCUAUAAGCAACAUGAUGAGCAAUUCUUCAAGGACCGCAAGUGGAUCCAGCUGGAAUUCCCAGAACUCAUUGCCUGCACCGAAGCAGACGCUGGACCGCUCGUUAUUGCCGAUAUCGGCUGUGCUGUGGGCAAUACACUCUUUCCUCUUUUGCGCAUCAACGAGAAUCCCCAACUCAGGAUUCACGCCCUUGACUUUUCAGCAGAGGCCAUUGAGAUUGUCAAACGUCACCCCGAAAUGACCGCGCAAGUAGAUGCCUGUGUGUGGGACAUGGCCGACCCAGCUGGCUUGCCGAGCACAAUACAACCAGGCUCUGUCGAUGUUUGCGUUCUCAUCUUUAGCUUCUCAGCACUCUCGCCAAAGCAAUGGCCAAUAUGCCUCAAGAACUUACAGCUACUCCUCAAACCAGGCGGUACAGUACUUCUGCGUGACUAUGGACGCUACGAUCUGACACAGCUGCGCAUCAAGCGCGAACGCCUCCUCGAAGACCACUUCUACAUUCGUGGCGAUGGCACGCGUGUCUACUACUUCACCACCGAUGAGAUGCAGCAGCUGUUUAGUGAGGCAAGUGGCUUCUCCAUCUUCCAAAACACAGUCGACCGGCGUCUCCUUGUCAAUCGCAAGGAAAACAAGAAAAUGUAUCGUGCGUGGGUACAGCUCAAGGCGACGCGGCUGGAGGACCCGAAGCCUUGAUGAGUGAUAGGAAGCUCUGUUUGCUGAGCGCUUGUUGCUGCUCUUGUUGUUUUCUACCAGCCGUUCCGGUCGCCGCUGGUGCUGCUG